AUGGCUAGUACUAACACGCCGAAAAAACUCUACGAGAAAAGAACUAAAUCAACUGGUGGUAUUUCUCGAUGUAGAUUGUGUAACUCCGUUACAAACACGAAAUACAGCAAAAAUUUGUAUCGUGCCCAAAAUAGGGCAAUUCUGCAUGACGCUGAAAGUUUUUAUGGGGAAAAGUUGCCUCAAAACGACAGCCUUCCGCACUUGAUAUGCGCGCCAUGUGAACGAAGGCUAAACAACGCCGUUAAAUUUAAAAAGAUCGUUGAGGAAACCCAGCGCGUAUUACGGGGAGACGUCCGUGAAAAACGCUGUAUCGAUAUUUCACCGUCGAUUCAAAAACCACCGACCAAAGUCCGUUCAACCUCUUCAACCGAGAGUUCACGUCGACGCAGCUUAGACUUCACUACUGCCACUGGCGAAAAAACUCUACACGAGAAACCAGAUAGUCAUGUAGGAGUUAGGCCUUUGCUUGAUAAUCAAAUCUUGGUUGAAGCACAUAAAGAGCUGAUUGAAGUUGCCAGAAGAAGCGAUGCUUCUGUUCUGAGGGAAAGAAGCUUUGAUGGCCUUUCAGCAGAGGAUUGGAUGUCAAAGGUGCUUGAUGAGUUAGUCUCUAGAUGUCCAUUUGCACACCAAAUUCUGUCAACUUUGGUUGAAAGCACCAUUUAUCCCGAAAAGAAAUUACCUGCGGUCUGCCUAAUUUAUGGGAUAAUAAUGUUCCUAAGAUGCCAUGAACUCAGCAGAAUUCAAAGGAUCAACUCGGUAUUGUUGAUAGAAGGCCAAGCACCUGUAAAUCUCAUUGCUCAUCUGCAUAAGUAUGGUAUAUGCCUCGAACCGAAAAUGAAGUAUCAAAUACUGGAUGACAUUGGCACACAAUUUUUUACCCAUGCAGCAAAAUUGGUACAGUCUGGCCACAAAUUUGUCUACGUCCUGGACAACAUUGAUUGGGAGGAAAAGGCACAUGACAUGAGACAGGAUGUCCAAAACAAGAGCGUACAUGCAGUGGCAACAAGCAUUGUAUUCAACCGUGUUUCAGACAGAGGAUUACCCGACUCUGGACCUCAGCAAAGCCUGAAGGAUUGCAAUGUCCAUCAGUUGGUGGAUAUCAAUCCACCAGAGUUGGAGGCAAUUCGAAGCCGGUAUAGAAUACUUGUUGCCAAAAUUUUGUUUCAAUACUUCCCUGCUUUUUCAAUGUUUGAACAUUUCAUACCGAAGAGCACUGAAUGUAUGUAUAAACAGGAGAUGUCAACAAAGUCUGAUGUUCUGACAAUGCCAAUUUUAUUAAAAGAUGAAAAGAAGUACUCAGACUGCGUAGAUGUCCUAGACCAACUAGAAAAGUGGACUCAUGAUAUCUACUCAGCUGCUGGAAUUUGUGUAUCAGAACCUGAAUCUUCAAGUGAUGACCCUCCUACAAUCGGAAGCAGGUCAAGACCAGACCAACCUACAUCCCAUGUCCCACCUACUGCCUCUGAUGCUGAUCCAUUGCGUGGUGUGAAAAUACCAUGCUUUGGUGAUCAACUUUCUCGCGUGCGAUUUGCUGGAGCCAAGGAUUUAAGGUCUGGUUGUCAUACGGCCAAGCAGAGACUGGAUCAUCUGUAUCCAUUUUGCAUUGUAGAUUGGCAUACAAAGCGAAGUUUUUUAAAGACGGUUUUCAAAAAACUGUAUAAAAACUCAGGAAGGGAGGGGGCACGCUGA
Messenger RNA from Dendronephthya gigantea, 1689 nucleotides. RefSeq lists its product as uncharacterized. Gene Ontology annotation, molecular function: zinc ion binding. Gene Ontology annotation, cellular component: nucleus. The coding region runs from base 1 to 1689 and encodes 562 amino acids. The transcript has 4 exons. The record is from RefSeq and is a predicted model, not a curated record. NCBI's taxonomy places the organism in Eukaryota, Metazoa, Cnidaria, Anthozoa, Malacalcyonacea, Nephtheidae.